Messenger RNA from Sphaerulina musiva SO2202, 579 nucleotides. RefSeq lists its product as uncharacterized. The transcript has a single exon. The annotation marks the transcript as partial. The record is from RefSeq and is a predicted model, not a curated record. NCBI's taxonomy places the organism in Eukaryota, Fungi, Ascomycota, Dothideomycetes, Mycosphaerellales, Mycosphaerellaceae.
AUGCCCCUCUACGAAAUCCGCCACACAACCCCCCUCACCCCCACCCAAUGCGAUCGUCUCGCCUCAUCCCUCACAAAUUUACAUUCGACCAAAUUCUCUACACCGAAAUUCUUCGUCAAUGUAGUUUUUUUCUUCUCUGACCAAAAUUCCACUUCUGCUUCCAACAAUUCUUCGACUUCCGAUUCGACUUCCACUACUCGGACAUAUGUGGGAGGAAAACAACUCCAAGAGAAUAAUUACAUUGUCGCAAAUGUGCGUUCGGGACCGAGUCGGACGCAGAAGGAAUGGGAUGGGUUGUGUGAAGAGGUUGUGAAGAUUUGGGAGGGGAUAGUUUGUCAUGAUGGGAAGGAUGGGAAUGAUGGGAUUGAUGAGAAGAAGGGUGAUGAUGGAAAGGGAUUAAGGGCAGUUUUUGUAAUGGGAGGUUUAAUUGCGGGGUGGGAGGCAGGGUUUGUGAUUCCUAAGGCGGGAGAGGAUGGGGAGUGGUUGAAAAAGAAUUUGGGAGAGUUUGAGAGGAGGGCGAGGUUGGGGGAGGGCAUGUUUGGGGAUUUGGUGGAGGAGAUUGGGGAGAGGGGGUUGUUG